Messenger RNA from Urocitellus parryii (Arctic ground squirrel), 1977 nucleotides. NCBI's taxonomy places the organism in Eukaryota, Metazoa, Chordata, Mammalia, Rodentia, Sciuridae. The record is from RefSeq and is a predicted model, not a curated record.
AUGGCAUUUGCAGGAGCCACAACUGGCAUAGGGACCACUAGAACAGAACUGCCAGGAGAUACCACCAUUGUGUUUCCUGAAGUCAAAAGCACUUCGGAAGUUUCCAACACAGAACUUAGUGUUGUCCCACUUCCUCCUCCAGAGGCCACAACCUCCACAGAAGGUAUUGGCACCACCAGAGUUGGAUUCAAAACAGCCACAACUGGGGUGGUUCCUGGCACAACUGUUGCCCCUGGCAGUUCCAGUACAGAAGCUACAACUUCUUUAGGAAGAACUGGAGCAACAAGAGGGGGAACAGCCAUAGCUACUACUAGUGUAGUCUCUGGAAAAACUCUGGAACCUGGGAAUGACAACACAGAGGCCACAACUUCCACAGGAGGARGUGAGACCAGCCAAUCUGAAGGGCCAAUAGCCACCACUGGGGUAACCCCUGUUACAACUGUAGCCCCUAGCAGUUCCAACACAGAGUCUACAACAUCUACAGAAGAGACUGGAACUACUGGAACUAGUUUCAAAACUGGCACUGCUGUAGUAACCUCUGCUACAACAGUUGCUCAUGAGAGCUCCAACUCGGGUACCAGUGGUGUAGUCUCUGACACAACUGUUGCACCUGGGACUUCCAUUACAGGCACUACUGGUGUGACCCUAAGCACAUCUGUUGCACCUGGAAGUUCUAGUACAGGUGUCACCACAGUAUCACCUGAAGGAAAUACGGUCUCAAAGAGUACUAUUUCAGAACCCACGAAGACAACUUCUGGCACCACACUGGCACCUGGGAGUUCAAAUACAGAUACUACUGGAGCGGUUUCUGGCAGCAACACCUCACCUGGAAAUUCCAACACAGGUACCACUGAAGUGGUCUCUGGCACAAUUCCAUCUGAAAGUUCCAACACAGAGGCCAUAACUUUAAGACAUGACAAAACCACAGAAGCUGAAGUUAGUAUAGUUACCACCACCGGGAUAACUACUGGUACAACUGUUGCUYCCAGGAGUUCCAACACACGGGCUACCACUUCUACAGAAGUCAUCACUACCACUGGAGUAAAAUUGGAAACUGGUACUACUUCAGGUUCAACUACAGUUUCUAGGCGCCCAGAAAAUUCCAGUCCUGGUACCCCCAAGGAAUCAUCUGAAACAACUACUGCUGGAAUUACUACCACAGGUUCCACUUCAGUUACAGCUGGAGUCACAACAGGCCCACAAGUAUCUCAGCCAGAAACCACUGUYGUAGCAACAGAGAAUCAAGAAGUUGAAAAUAAAACAGGAUGCCCAGCAACACUUCCACCAGCUCCAGUGUGUCAUGGUCCACUGGGAGAAGAGAAAUCUCCUGGAGACACAUGGACUUCCAAUUGCCACAAAUGUACCUGUACUGAUGCAAAGACUGUAGACUGUAAACCUCAGGAGUGCCCUUCUCCACCUGUAUGCAGAACCGGAGAGAAGCUUGUAACGUUUAAUGAUACCUGCUGUGAAAUUGGACACUGUGAACCCCAAACGUGUUUAUUUAACAAUACGGAUUAUGAGAUSGGUACCUCAUUUGAUGACCCCAGCAACCCCUGUGUCUCCUACACCUGCAACAGUACUGGCUUUGUUGCGGUGGUCCAAGACUGCCCCAAGCAGAGCUGGUGUGCAGAAGAAGACAGAAUCUAUGACUCAAGAAAAUGUUGCUAUACAUGUAAGGAUAAUUGCAGAACUUCUCCUGUGAACGUGACUGUUAAGUACAAUGGUUGCAAGAAAAGAAUCCAGAUGGCAAAAUGUAUGGGUGAAUGCAAAAGGACUCUCAAGUACAAUUAUAAUCUUUUUCAGUUGGAAAAUUCAUGCCACUGCUGCCGAGAAGACAACUAUGAGUUCAGAGAUGUUGAUCUAGACUGUCCUGAUGGAAGCACACUAUCUUACAGAUACAGGCACACCACAACCUGCUCUUGUUUAGAUAUGUGUGAACAGGCUAAGACUACUUCGGCUCAAUCAAUGGCCAGAUAA